CUUGGUUUUUAAUUCUAAAACCAUUAGGAUCCUUAUCUCUCCACGUAUAACGUACGUACCUCUUAUAGUAUAGUAUUCAAUAGGUAUUAGGUAUCAAAGUGAAAGUUGAAACCCAGCCUCCUCCUUCUACUUGUUCUUGAUGAGGAUGAGAAUCAAGUGCGAUGUGUGCGAAAAGGGUGCGGCGAGCGUGGUAUGCUGCGCGGACCAGGCGGCUUUAUGCUCAAAAUGUGACAGCCAAGUGCACGCAGCUAAUAAGCUUGCAAACAACCACGAGAGGCUUGACUUUCAACUCUCCAACACCCCAACUCUUUGUGAUAUAUGCAGAGAGAAGCCCGCUUUCAUUUUCUGUGUCGAGGAUAGAGCUCUCUUCUGCCAGGAAUGCGACCACCUCAUUCAUUCCUCUAGUAAGCUAGCCGCCACCCACCAACGCUUCCUCGCCGCCGGGGUCCAACCCACCGCCUCCCCUUGCAACAACAACAAUCUCGACCCUAAUCACAACCAUCCCCCCAAACCCACUGCUCAGACUUUCCAAUCACCACCGCCCUGUCCGGACCUACUUGACUUCGAAGAACUCGAAUGGCUAACCGAGAUGAGUUUAUUCGUCGGAGGCAGCGGCGGCGACAGCUCCGCCCCUCAGGAACCUACUGCUAUGGUUUCUCCUCACCCUUCUUCAUAUAACAAACCGGCAACCAAAUCCAAUAACAAGAAGUCAAAAAUGGACAUCUCUACUAAUGUCGACCAUGAUGAAUAUUCCAAGGUUCCUGAUCUGGGCUGAUCAACAACACAGACACAGUUAUCAGAGUGUACUACUAUUACUAGUUCCUUU
Molecule: messenger RNA, 826 nt
Organism: Impatiens glandulifera
Lineage: Eukaryota; Viridiplantae; Streptophyta; Magnoliopsida; Ericales; Balsaminaceae
Product: B-box zinc finger protein 25-like
Exons: 2
Coding region: 140-775 (211 amino acids)
Biological process (GO): photomorphogenesis; regulation of DNA-templated transcription
Cellular component (GO): nucleus
Molecular function (GO): zinc ion binding
Source: RefSeq, a predicted model, not a curated record